This is a messenger RNA of Mytilus californianus (California mussel), 4073 nucleotides long. RefSeq lists its product as uncharacterized. The record is from RefSeq and is a predicted model, not a curated record. The transcript has 2 exons. NCBI's taxonomy places the organism in Eukaryota, Metazoa, Mollusca, Bivalvia, Mytilida, Mytilidae. Gene Ontology annotation, molecular function: protein binding. The coding region runs from base 90 to 2036 and encodes 648 amino acids.
ACCUAUGAAUUGGUUAUCACAUAUCUGAUCUAUUGUCAGAAACAAUCAUAUAUUAAAUUUAACACAUUUAUGUAGGAUUAAAACUAAAAAUGGAAGAUGACUUAUCGAAAUGCAUUUCGUUAGCUCUGUACCAAUAUAUGUGUCAAAACAUAGUGGGAUCAGAAAAUUAUGUAAGGACAAUACGAAUGAUGAACACUGUUAGGGACAAUUUAAUUAUCAACGAUGAAUGCGUUCCUAUUACCGGAGGAAGUUUUGGAGAGGGACUUGAUUUACGUGGGGGUGACAUUGAUAUCGUAUAUGCGAACAAAUAUAUCGAGGUUUAUGAAGGUCGGAAAUUCGCUUUUGAUUAUCGCAAAACAUAUUUGAAAAUGGAAACUGAGACAACACAAGCAGGCUACACUAUGUUACAUUGUAUAUUUACUAACAAUAACAACGCAUUGCAAUGCUGUGAGAAGAUAAAUGGGAAAUAUUACUUUUCAAACGCAUUAUUUAAACAAAGGUUUUUACUCGAUCAAAACAUGCUUAUGGUUAUUCAUGGACCUUGCCUUUCGAAUGAACAGGGAGACUAUGACUUUGCACAAGCAUUGCAUAGUAAAUUAUGGAUAUCUGCUGCAAAAAAUUGGAUAACAAGAUCAAAAAACGUAUGGCCAAGUUAUGAAGUCAAGCAUAGUAUUGUAAAACAUGGUGUAUUGUUUGUUCCAGUAGGCUAUAAGGGAUCUCCAAGCGAAGAACUUCAAUGGAGGAUAUCCUUCAAUGUGGGUGAAAAACUAUUAAUCUAUACCUUUACUCAUUCACAACUGCUCUGCUAUUGUCUUUUGAAAAUUCUUCUGAAAGACGUCAUAAAUGAACACAUGGACGUAAAGUAUCGUGAAUUACUCUGCUCUUACUUCCUAAAAACCAUUAUGUUUUGGGUCUCAGAGGAAGUACCACCAUCAAUAUGGAAACCAAGAAACCUGUUAUCUUGCUUUAUGAGAUGUUUUAGCAGAUUGAUUUAUUAUGUCGAAUUUUCCGUUUGUCCGCAUUACUUCAUUCCACAAAACAAUUUGUUUGCGAACAGAAUCAUAGGACAUGCACGCAAGGUUUUGUUAGAAAGACUUUGUUCAUUAUAUAAAUCUGGAUGGGGAUGUUUUAAAUUUUCAUAUUCACUUUUUCUCCCGCGAGUCCGAAGAUUUUAUACUGAGCCUUGUAUGAAAUAUUUAGAAAGAAUUAAAUUAAGUGUGUCUAAUCUAAUUCGAACAGACGCUUCUUUGAUAGACUCAUUUAGUUGUUCAUGUUGUUUACAAGGGGCUAUUACAGGAAUGCAUCCGUUGCUUUCAUAUAAAAAUCCUAAAAUACUGUAUCUUUACAGAUAUAGCAUGUCGAUGUUAUGUACACAAAAAGCCCAAUUGAUACCAUUGAAAUGUAUUGUUGGGAACAAAUACUGCUACAUGAAUUACAAAGCUAUCCAGUAUAAUUUGUUGCAGAAUAUUUACCAUGAUGCUGUAUCUGGUUGGCUUAUGUUAGCUUCGUUUUUCUAUAGGACAGAGCAGUACAAUAAGGCAAUUUAUAUCAUAUCGAACUGUGUUAACGUAAAGUUAUAUCCAAAUUCAGAAAUGAUACAAAAAUACAUUAAAUUGUGUACCGUGAAAUCAUUCCAAAAGAGAUUAUAUCCUUUGUUGAAAAUAGAGAUUUGUAACGUAGUGCGGUUUAAAUCAAAGUCUACGCUUAUACCUCAAGAAUUACAAAUGGAAGUAGAAGACAUAUCACAUUGUUUCCCAUCAACUUCUUACACUCAUUUUCUCCGUUUUCUUUGUCAUUAUCACAUGGUCAAUCUUAUAGAAUGUAAUGAAUCUCUGAGAGAUCUUCAAAGAACUAUAACGAGUUCAGACCGUUUAGACACUCCGACGUCAAAAGCUUUAUCUUUCAUAUGCCUUGGAAUAGGAUUUCAGUUGCUUGGAAAUAAAGAUUCAGCUAGGAAAGCUUUUAAUCAGGCGUUUAAAUUUGAAUCGUUUGGUGUAAAAAAAAUUGCUAAAAAUCGACUAUUGAUGAUACAGUAGUUUUAACAUUACUCUGUUAUAUCAACGUGGUAUGUUUAAAAGUUUAUGAUUUUUACUUCGUAUCAACAUAAGAUUGAAAGUUCAUAUCUGAUUACAGUUAAUGCCAUAUUGAUGUAAAGUUUUUUGCCACUUGUUCUGAUUGUAGGACUGGAAAAUUUGUUCUGUUAUUUGAAGAAAAUCAUCAAAAUUAUCAAAUGCAGACAAAUUAAGGCUUCAUCUAUUGUAUGGACUAUUGUCUAUUGAUAAAAGCUGAGUGAUGUUCCAUAAAUGUCUUGAGUAAUAUCUUUGUGUGGUUUAGUUGUUGUCUUUAAAUGAAUACCCCACAUCUCCUUUUAUACAUAAAAGAACAUAUUUUGUUUUACCUGAAAAAAGUAUAUAUAACGAGUAUACAUUUGUGUGCUUUUUCUUGAACAUUUUUUUUUUGGGGGUUUAUUCUUAGAUUGAUAGUAUACAAAUAAUGGAACUUAAAAGGGAGGGAAAAAAUGAAAAUUGCGUGUCCUUGUUUUUUGGGAUAUAAUCAAUUGAAAAACUGUUUUAUAAACUAUAGCUAGUCUAACAAAUGAAAUGUUAGUUGUAAAUUAAUAGAAAUUAGGAGAUAAAAAUGGAAAAUUCUUAAACAGUGACAAGUGAUAAAAAGUGCAAUAAAAUGGCCAUUGCUUAGAUUAUAUCUAUCGAAUGAGCUGAUUGGUUCUGUUUUAAACAUUGCUUAAUAAAGUCAAUGAUCUAUUCCAGAGCACAUGAGAUCACCCCAAGCUUUUUGUGGGGUUCCUAUUGCGCAGUUUUUAUUUUAUUAUGUUGUGUUUUGUGUACUGUUGUUUGUCUGUUGGUAUCUUUAUUAUUCUAGACAUGGCGUUAUCAAUUUAUUUUCUAUUUAUGACUUUAAAUGUCCCUUUGGUAUCUUUCACCUCUCUUCUAGUCACUUAUAGAAUACAUUGAACAAAACCAAAUAAAGGACAUCAAUAGAAAUGUUUAUGUGUCCUUUGAACUGUAAAAUUGAAAGCAAGAAUAUUAUCAAGGUCACGGUAGGUUAUUAAAUUUGUAGGUCCGAAAAUGUGAUUCCUAACAAUACAGGAACACGUCUGCUAUAAUAGGGGUGCCACAAGUGCCCAUAUGAUUACCCCUAUUCUGAUUUACUUUAAAGCCGAAACUUUUAAAGAUGAGAAAAUUUAAAGUUUGAAUUAUUUCUUUAUAAUUCCAGUAAGUAUAUCUGUUCGAAUACGGAUCUGUGGUAUGACUCCUAAAUAAAACAAUUAUCAAUCAGAUACCCAAUAACGUAGAUAUAAGCAACUACGGGUCACAUUACGGCCUGCAACAAUGAGAAAACCCCAUAACAAGACAAACUAUUAAAUAAUUCAGUCGAAAACACCAACAGUCUGACAAAACCCUAAACGAAAAACAAAUUGACAGACAGCAACCUCUAAAUUACAGGUGCCUGAAUUCGGGCAAACAAUACAGAAUGUGGUGGGGUAAAGACAUGUUUGUGCUCACUCAACCCACCAUUCUACUCCGAUAGUGGCAUAUUAACCUUUUGAUUACAGAAGAAAGCUUACCAAACCAUGAAUAUGAAUUGCAGCAAAAUAAUUUCGAUCGCAAUUUUCGCAUGAAUCAUCAGAUUGAAUCAAAAAUCUUUCUUCGGUAAUAUAGUGUGGGAGUAAAGUGUAGAGAGGUGGACAAAUCAUAACCUUCAACAGCACGUAAUAUAUCUUAAACUGCCAUAUUCGUUCCUUGUUUUUAAUGGAACAACUGUAAAUACGCUAUGUACUAUAAAAUUCGUUCAACAGUAUUGUUAAAUCUAUAUAAACUAAAAUAUUUAAUUACUUAUUAAAAUGAUUGGCCUGCAUUGCCGAUAGACAAUUCUUCCAUUCCGGUUAUCUUGUUUAUAACAAAAAAUAUAAUGGUUGACUCAAGGUUGUUUUUUUCCUUCAUGUUUAUUUGGAACUGUUGACUACAAACAUAAUGUUAAGAACACGUAAACAGCAUUUAUUUUUUGUUAGCCAAAUCAGUAUUACUUUAUUAAAUAUACGUCUAUUUAUAAUU